Messenger RNA from Telopea speciosissima, 471 nucleotides. RefSeq lists its product as uncharacterized. The record is from RefSeq and is a predicted model, not a curated record. NCBI's taxonomy places the organism in Eukaryota, Viridiplantae, Streptophyta, Magnoliopsida, Proteales, Proteaceae. The transcript has a single exon. Bases 1 to 471 code for a protein of 156 amino acids. Gene Ontology annotation, molecular function: RNA-DNA hybrid ribonuclease activity; nucleic acid binding.
AUGAAAUUCGGCGCAUGGAACAUCAGGGGGUUGAAUGACCCUGGCAAGCGCAGAAUUGGGCGUGAUCAUUUGGGAAGGCCGAUCUUUGCUAUUGCUGGUGGAGCGAGUGAGGUGAAGGUAGUUCAGAUGGAGUUGCAGGCCAUUAAAACCGGUCUCUUGAAGGCCUGUAAUCUCAAGCUUUCUCGGGUACAAGUGCGUUCAGACUCGAUGCUGGCCAUUAAGAUGAUUGUGGGUAGCUUUGCAUUAUCAUGGGAAGUUCGAUGGCUGGUUGAGGAAAUCAGAGUUUUACGUGAUACUUUUAUUACUUGUUCGUUCGCUCAUCAGGUUCGGGAGACAAAUUCGUGUGCAGAUUACUUAGCAGGCUUGGUCAACACUUGUGUUGAAUUUUCAUUUUCUAUGGAUUCUCUCCCUGUGGCUCUUUCUGAUGUGAUACAGAAUGAUGCUCGGGGAAAGAAUUAUCCCAGAUUGUAA